AAAAUUUGCAAGGUUAGGCAGACGUGAAAGGCGCAGAAUUUUUAUUCUUUGUCCGCAAUCGGAUUUGACACAGAAACGAAAAGGUCCAGACACCGAAGUCGAAUUGGUAUGCAGUGUUCUGAAUUGUUGGCAUGUCACUCCUGAAUCAAUUGUUCAGUCGUGGCGUUCUUGGCGCAAAAUGCAAAACAUGCUUGAGCUUGGCCAUUUCACGUAUCAAACUGGUGCAAAACAAGAGAGAUGUGCAGUUGAAACAGAUGCGCAAGGAGAUAGCCCAAUUCCUUCAGACUGGUUCAGAAGCCAUAGCUCGAAUCCGGGUGGAGCAUGUCAUACGGGACCAAAACAUAUGGGCAGCCUAUGAGAUCUUAGAGCUGUUCUGUGAAUUUGUUCUUGCUCGUGUUCCGAUUCUUGAGAGCCAGAAGGAGUGUCCUUCAGAAUUGCAGGAAGCUAUUGCAAGCAUAAUCUUUGCUGCUCCCAGAUGUUCAGAUUUGCCAGAGUUGUUGCAGAUAAAGAACCUAUUUACUACAAAAUAUGGAAAGGAGUUUGUGUCGGCAGCUUCUGAGCUUCGUCCUGAUACUAGCGUCAACCGUGGAAUAAUUGAGAAACUUUCUGUUAAAGCUCCAUCUCCAGAAACAAGGCUUAAGAUUUUGAAGGAAAUUGCAGAAGAGUACAAUCUAGACUGGGAUUCUUCUCGCACUGAAGCAGAGUUCAGUAAGAAGCAUGAAGAUCUGCUGGAAGGUUCAAAUCAAAUUCUCAGUGAAGCGGCAGACUCUCAAAUGAUCACUAGACAGUGCUCAGUUGACUCUACACUGUCCAACGAGGCUAAUCCUAUCAUUACGAGAAAAAGGAACAAUGAAGCUCAACACCCUCAAAUCCCCACUCCACCCAAAGAGGAUAUUUCCUUGAUUGGUCAUGAUAGAGCUGAAAGAUCAAUUACAAAUCUUAGUGAGGGAUCAUUUAAUAAUAUUAAAACAGAGACUAGAUCUCACUCACCUGACAUCUUGGAGUUAGCACGAGCUGCCAUUGCCUCUGCAGAGCGUGCCUCAGCCACUGCCCGUGCAGCUGCUGAGCUUGUGAAUGUUAAAGGUCCAUGGAUGCAAGAAGGAAAAUCUGUGUAAUGCUUUAUGAUGGUGAAUGUCGUACUUGAGGUAUUACUGGGAGCAUAACUUAAAUCGCAUUUGAUCUUGGAGGAUUCCGAUAUAAAGGAUGAAUAAUUUAUUGAGUAAUGAUGUUGUGCAUAUUUUGGAGUAAGAGCAUGGUAAUUUUACUGAUGAGCACCGAUACAGUUGUGUUUCUUUUUUCUCGGCAAAAGAAAAUAAAUGCAUUAUGCAGGUCAUGUGUCAAAACUGUUACAUUUCAUGUACCUUAUUUGUUCUUGUUGUGAAUGAUUUCUUUUAUAUGAUUCUUGUACUUUAGUA
Macadamia integrifolia is the source of this 1415-nucleotide messenger RNA. Its product is annotated as IST1-like protein. The transcript has 6 exons. Gene Ontology annotation, biological process: protein transport. The record is from RefSeq and is a predicted model, not a curated record. Bases 132 to 1115 code for a protein of 327 amino acids. Lineage: Eukaryota; Viridiplantae; Streptophyta; Magnoliopsida; Proteales; Proteaceae.